UUGUGUAAACAGCGUCGUUGCCGUGGCGACACAGGAAGUGUAUCCACGAUCAGGAGUCGGUGGUUUUUAAAGAGAAAUCCGCGCUCUGCUUUUUAUAAAGUCUUUUCGCUGAGAUGUGUUUAUUGCUCGGUGCCACUGGAGUCGGAAAGACGCUUUUACUGAAGCGGCUACAGAAGCUGUGUCAGUCGGGCUCUCAGGAGGCUUUGGGUGAAGCUCCUGUCACGCUGCCCACGGUCGGCACCAACCUCACAGACCUCAUCCUCAGGAAGAGGAAGAUCACGGUUCGAGAGCUGGGGGGCUGUAUGGGGCCCAUUUGGCCAAAAUACUACUUAGAUGUCAGAUGUGUUUUAUUUGUGGUGGACUGUGCCAACGUUGUCCAGAUCUCGUCGUCUUGCGUCCAGCUGCUGUCCGUUCUCUCCUCGGAGCCGCUGCAGUCUGCUGCUGUCCUCAUACUCUUCAACAAGAGGGAUCUUCCCUGCACCAUGUCUCUGGUGGAGCUGAAGGCGUUGUUCAGGAUGGAGGACAUCCUCAGGAGUGCUCCUCAGUCGAUCUCAACACUGGAGAUCAGCGCUCGCUCCGGACAGGGCCUUCAGGAGCUGCUCAGCUGGCUGUUUUCAAAGGACAGAUGAGAGAGCUGUGUCCCACGCCACACACUAAUCUGAGAAACAGCUGAGGAGAAAUGUAGGAGGACCUCUGAUGACCGUCAUGUCGCUCCAAACCACGUAGCGAUGAUCAGACGAUCAUCAGAUUGAGAUGAUUGUGUUGAUGUGAAUCAUUCAUUUCAUUAUUAUUUAAGCUUUUAAAUUCUUACAUUUGAUCUAUAAAUUCAAUUAGCCCAUAAUAAUGUGUUUGUUAUUAUCAGUAUCUGAAAUUAAAUCAUUUACAGUGAAAAAAAAUACAACUGCAUUAAAUAAUAAUAUG
Molecule: messenger RNA, 921 nt
Organism: Puntigrus tetrazona (Sumatra barb)
Lineage: Eukaryota; Metazoa; Chordata; Actinopteri; Cypriniformes; Cyprinidae
Product: ADP-ribosylation factor-like protein 16
Exons: 5
Coding region: 114-629 (171 amino acids)
Molecular function (GO): GTP binding; GTPase activity
Source: RefSeq, a predicted model, not a curated record